GUUUGAGACGCGGUCACGGACGCAGAUCCUGCUGGUCUCAUUGGCUUCCGCGGAGCCAAGACAGCCAUGCGUCCGACUUAACAUUGACCAAGUGGUACUUCAUUCCAAACUUCGUAUUACUUACCAUUAGCAAUACAACAGCAAUGGAUCCUCUCUUUUUGUCUCUCUCUUCCGCCACCGCACAGGACAACUUGUGGUCUUCAACUGGAUUCGGUCAAGUGGAGGUUGCAACUCGGAGGCGAUGGUCUAGAAGGACGGCCGCGCGGAAUCAUCCAUUGCUGUGUAUGAUGUUGAUUAAUGUGUCAUUGACCUUAUACUUAUGCUUACUCGGAUUUUUUUUCUUGUCCUUUCCUGUUUCCCUUCCGUUCUGGCCGUGCCUGGACGGGCUGGACCUGGAGACUAUGAUCCAUGGAAGGGAGCUGCGGCUUAUAAUUGCGCAGAUAACAUACAUAAUGGUGGGCCUUGUGCGGUUUCAGGUCGGCUAUCCCGUCCGUAACCCAAGGUCACCAACGGCGAGAUCCACGGACAACGAGGUAUGUAAAAUCGCAAAGUGCAAAUCACACAGUCCUUUCGGCUUCGGACAUCCAUGGGUAUUCUCAUCUUUGGUACGCGUUGCGAGAUACACUUAAAUAGGGUACAUCAUAGUUACGUGAAGGGGCCGAUCAUGGCCUGGAAAUCCGGGCAGACAGGCAAGCAAGCCAUGUGACACCCACACUGGACUAAACUCAACUUCCGCUUUGCAAGGUUCGAAGGCGCUGGUCCGCGAUCUCUCAAUCAUUGAUCGCUAUCCACACAUUGUCAAUCCUUUCUCCUUGGGAUCUGACGCCUGUUCCGAUCAAUGUGAUUGCCGAUUGCUUAUCUCAAAAGAACAACCCUUUGUUAUCAACCAUAGAUCCUCCUUCCUUUCAUCGAGCAGAUAGAUAGCUUUACCGGGCCACGGCCAAUAGAAUUGGCCAAAGGC
Aspergillus alliaceus is the source of this 961-nucleotide messenger RNA. RefSeq lists its product as uncharacterized. The coding region runs from base 144 to 629 and encodes 161 amino acids. The transcript has 2 exons. The record is from RefSeq and is a predicted model, not a curated record. Lineage: Eukaryota; Fungi; Ascomycota; Eurotiomycetes; Eurotiales; Aspergillaceae.